Messenger RNA from Nestor notabilis (Kea), 1059 nucleotides. Its product is annotated as CTD small phosphatase-like protein. The record is from RefSeq and is a predicted model, not a curated record. Gene Ontology annotation, molecular function: RNA polymerase II CTD heptapeptide repeat phosphatase activity. Lineage: Eukaryota; Metazoa; Chordata; Aves; Psittaciformes; Psittacidae. The annotation marks the transcript as partial. The transcript is spliced from 9 exons.
GUAUUAUGUGAAAGUGUAUUGUUAUAGGACUUUUGCAGUGUCCCAAUGUAAUAUCAGCUUGAAGAAGCAGAGGAGUCGAAGUAUCUUUAGCACCUUAUUCUGCUGCUUUCGUGACUACAAUGUCGAACCACCAUCUACCAAUAGCACCAGUGCUCUGCCUCCUUUGGUGGAGGAGAAUGGAGGACUUCAGAAGGGUGACCAGAUGCAGGUCAUGCCUAUACCAAGUGGAAUAUACUAUUUCCACGGGACUGAAGCAGUGCAGCAGUCGUUUCACUACAAGCCACCAGCUAAAUACCUCCUGCCGGAACUGACAGCAUCGGACUAUGGGAAGAAGUGUGUGGUCAUUGAUUUAGAUGAAACUUUAGUGCACAGUUCAUUUAAGCCAAUUAGCAAUGCUGAUUUCAUCGUUCCUGUUGAAAUUGAUGGAACCAUACAUCAGGUUUAUGUAUUGAAACGACCACAUGUGGAUGAGUUUCUUCAGAGGAUGGGAGAGCUCUUUGAAUGUGUACUCUUCACAGCCAGUCUAGCCAAGUAUGCAGACCCAGUAGCUGACUUACUGGAUCGCUGGGGUGUGUUCAGGGCAAGGCUCUUUAGAGAAUCCUGUGUUUUUCACCGAGGAAAUUAUGUGAAGGAUCUGAGUCGACUGGGACGUGAGCUGAGUAAAGUUAUUAUAGUAGAUAAUUCUCCUGCAUCUUACAUCUUCCAUCCUGAAAAUGCAGUGCCUGUGCAGUCCUGGUUUGAUGACAUGACAGACACAGAGCUGCUAGAUCUUAUUCCUUUCUUUGAAGGACUAAGCAAAGAGGAAGAAGUUUACAGUAUGCUUCAUAAACUCUGCAACAGGUAGCCCUUAACUUGAACUGACUUCUGCUACUAGCAGAUAGAGGCUGUCUCCAUCUCUUUCAGCUCUUUCAAAUGUAAGCUUUGGGGAGGUCACCCCUGUCAGAAGUGCUACUCUUGAUCUUCCUGUUACAUUGGACACGAAGGACAAUCAUGAGUGAUGCUGUUAAGCCUUCAGAAGCCUGACUCCUAAGGUCAUGUGUUCAGACUACUUUUUUAAAG